CAUACCCCUUGCCGUCCCCCUUAAUCACCAUUAGUUGAUGGCCGUUUAGCUCGCAUACAAUCACACCUGUAGUACUGUCUACUAUACUGUACACGAGGUUCGCUUCGGGCUAGCCCGAUCCCUGGCCAGCCAGCCAUGAAGGGUCCGGUGGUCGUGCUUCUGGGCCUUGUCAUCGUCGGUGCCAUUGGUGCUAGCAGCGCUGAUGCGCGGCGGCCGGUGAUGCCGGCGAUAUUCGUGCUGGGGGACUCGACGCUGGAUGUGGGCAACAACAACCACCUGCCCGGAAAGGACGUUCCCAGGGCCAACGAGCCUUUCUAUGGCAUCGACUUCCCCGGUGGCGCCCAGGCCACUGGGAGGUUCAGCAACGGCUACAACAUCGCCGAUUUCGUCGCGAGGCAGCUGGGGUUCGAGAGGAGCCCUUUGGCUUACCUAGUGCUGAAAUCUCGCAACUAUCUCAUCCCCAGCGCUCUGAAGAGAGGGGUGAGCUACGCUUCCGCGGGAUCCGGUAUCCUCGACUCCACUAACGCGGGAAAGAACAUCCCGCUGUCAAAGCAGGUGAGCUACUUCGCGUCAACAAAGGCCGAGAUGGAGGCCGUGUGGGGCAGCCAUAAAGUCACCAAGCUUCUGGCCAGCUCCUUCUUCCUCCUGGGCUUCGGCAGCAACGACCUCUUCCAGAGCAGACCAAAGUCCCAAGCCGAUGUUGCCGCACUCUAUGCAACCCUCGUCUCGAACUACUCCGCCGCCAUCACUGACCUGUAUGGGAUGGGCGCCAGAAAAUUUGGGAUCAUCAGCCCUGGCCCAGUGGGGUGUGUGCCGCGGGUGCGCCUGUUGAACGCGACGGGCGCCUGCAACGAUGGCAUGAACCGCCUCACUGUCGGGCUCGCCGCGGCGUUCAAGUCUGGCCUGGCCACAACCCUCAGCCCAACGAGGCUCCCAGGCCUCAUGUACUCCCUUGCCGACUCCUUCGCCGGCACGCGGGCCAACUUCGACAACCCCCAAGCGGCCGGGUUCAUGAACGCUGAUAGCGCGUGCUGCGGGAGCGGUAGGCUGGGCGCGGAGGGUGAGUGCAUGAGGAACGCGACAGUGUGCAGUGACCGCGAUGCAUAUGCUUUCUUUGACAACGUGCACCCAAGCCAGCGGGCCGCCGAACUAGGUGCGCAGGCUCUCUUCGUGGACGGCCCGACUCAGAUCACCACACCCAUCAGCUUCAAGGAGCUAGCCCACCAGAGAUGAUUGAUUGAUUCCUUGAACGCUAGUACAAGACAUGAUUGAUUCUCUUCAGUUUGAGUGAUUUUGUAUGUUGUAUUUCUUUUUGAAAACUCCAUAUAUUGCCAACAAAGAGCAUCUCUAGCCAAUCCCCUAAAAAAUAGAGGAGUAAACGGCUGAGUAAAUCUUAGUGGGGUACUUUUACUUCACUAAGUUUUGGUCAUUU
Triticum aestivum (bread wheat) is the source of this 1432-nucleotide messenger RNA. RefSeq names its product GDSL esterase/lipase At4g28780. NCBI's taxonomy places the organism in Eukaryota, Viridiplantae, Streptophyta, Magnoliopsida, Poales, Poaceae. Gene Ontology annotation, molecular function: hydrolase activity, acting on ester bonds. The transcript has 3 exons. The record is from RefSeq and is a predicted model, not a curated record. Bases 136 to 1233 code for a protein of 365 amino acids.